CUCCCGGAAGUGGGAGGUGUCUGCCCGAGUUUGUGUGGCUGCCGCCGCGGGAACGCGAGCCGGUAAUUUCUCGACGGAGAAAGGCGAGGUUUUCGAGCCUGGCCCAGAAAGAGUGAGCGAGUGUCGGUCUCCAGCAGCUCCCUUUUUACGUGACACCCAGCAUGGAGGAGGAGCAGAGCAAACAGCCUGGCGGCAAGGCCGUGGCUCCCGUGCGGCAGGAGCCGCCGCGGUCCGAGUCCGGGGAGGAGCCGCCGCCUCGGCAUCCCGAGAAAAAGCAACGAUGUAGAUACGAUGGCCAAGAAACAAAAGGAUCUAAGUUCAUUACCUCCAAUUCAAGUGAUUUCAGUGACCCAGUUUACAAAGAGAUUGCUAUUACGAAUGGUUGCAUUAAUAGAAUGAGUAAGGAAGAACUCAGAGCUAAACUUUCAGAAUUCAAACUUGAAACCAGAGGAGUAAAGGAUGUACUAAAGAAGAGGCUGAAAAAUUAUUAUAAGAAGCAGAAGUUGAUGUUGAAAGAGGACAAUUGUGCUGACAGUUACUAUGACUACAUUUGUAUUAUUGACUUUGAAGCCACUUGUGAAGAGGGUAACCCAACGGAGUUUAUACAUGAAAUAAUUGAAUUUCCUGUUGUUUUACUGAAUACUCAGACCUUAGAAAUAGAAGAUACGUUUCAGCAGUAUGUGAGACCAGAGGUUAACACACAGCUGUCUGAUUUCUGCAUCAAUCUAACUGGAAUUACUCAGGAUCAGGUAGACAGAGCUGAUACCUUCCCUCAGGUACUAAAAAAAGUAAUUGACUGGAUGAAAUUGAAGGAAUUAGGAACAAAGUAUAAGUAUUGCAUAUUAACAGAUGGUUCAUGGGAUAUGAGUAAGUUCCUGAACAUUCAGUGCCGGCUCAGCAGACUCAAAUAUCCUCCCUUUGCUAAAAAGUGGAUCAAUAUUCGAAAAUCAUAUGGAAACUUUUACAAGGUUCCUAGAAGCCAAACCAAAUUGACAAUAAUGCUUGAAAAACUAGGAAUGGAUUAUGAUGGGCGGCCUCACAGUGGUCUUGAUGACUCUAAGAACAUUGCCCGAAUAGCAGUUCGAAUGCUUCAGGAUGGAUGUGAACUCCGAAUCAAUGAGAAAAUGCAUGCAGGACAGCUAAUGAGUGUGUCCUCCUCAUUACCAAUAGAGGGUGCUCCACCUCCACAAAUGCCACAUUCUAGAAAAUAACAGCAUUUUUGCCUUUUUGCCCAUGGAUCAUUCACUCUAACUGGAGUUGCUACAAAGAGGGAGAAGAAUGUGGGAACUUCAAACAAGAACUUGACGAUGAUUCGAGAAAUUCAAGAAAGACGGAAAAUAUAAUAAAUAGGCCUUACAUCAAAUCACUUGCUUUAAAUCCCACAGUCCUUCUACAG
Molecule: messenger RNA, 1396 nt
Organism: Molossus molossus (Pallas's mastiff bat)
Lineage: Eukaryota; Metazoa; Chordata; Mammalia; Chiroptera; Molossidae
Gene: ERI1
Product: exoribonuclease 1
Exons: 8
Coding region: 162-1211 (349 amino acids)
Biological process (GO): exonucleolytic trimming to generate mature 3'-end of 5.8S rRNA from tricistronic rRNA transcript (SSU-rRNA, 5.8S rRNA, LSU-rRNA)
Cellular component (GO): nucleolus; cytoplasm
Molecular function (GO): nucleic acid binding; 3'-5'-RNA exonuclease activity
Source: RefSeq, a predicted model, not a curated record